Messenger RNA from Oncorhynchus gorbuscha (pink salmon), 2732 nucleotides. Its product is annotated as long-chain-fatty-acid--CoA ligase 4-like. Bases 259 to 2391 code for a protein of 710 amino acids. The transcript is spliced from 15 exons. Gene Ontology annotation, molecular function: arachidonate-CoA ligase activity. Gene Ontology annotation, biological process: long-chain fatty acid metabolic process; neuron differentiation; long-chain fatty-acyl-CoA metabolic process. The record is from RefSeq and is a predicted model, not a curated record. Gene Ontology annotation, cellular component: endoplasmic reticulum; plasma membrane; lipid droplet. Lineage: Eukaryota; Metazoa; Chordata; Actinopteri; Salmoniformes; Salmonidae.
GGUUACUGUCGGUCAUUCAUCCUGACGCGGUCCGGUUGACGUCUCGGUUUCUGAGAGCUAGCAUCACAGACCUCUUGUGUCAAGCCUUUCCAUUGAGUCGUCUGGGUGCAUGUGCUGCUACCUGUCCCAUCUGUAAUUACUGCCACCUGCCGUGGCAAUCUUUCCACAACCUGAGAGCUGAACCGUCUGAACUCUCCUUGACACAGACACUUCUCCCUCAAGUCUCUCUUUCUCUCCACUUCUGCCUCACCCUCAACCAUGAUGUUCAAAGUUGACAUGCAUUACAUAGUCUUCUUGCCUGUGUACCUAUUGAUGUGGCUGUACACUCUCAUCACGUUUAUCCCAUGGUAUUUCCUCACUAAUGCUGGAAAGAAGAAAGCCAUGGCCAAGAGAGAGAAAGCCAAGUCCACCACAGGCAAAGCAGAGGGCCCCUAUCGUUGUGUGGAGAACUUUGACAACCUGGCCCGAGAGGACUUUGAGGGAAAGGACACUCUAGACAAGCUGUUUGAGCAUGCAGUGCAGCGCUUCGGCAACACUGACUGCCUGGGUACCAGGGAGCUCCUAAAUGAGGAGAACGAGACGCAACCCAGUGGCAAGAUCUUUAAGAAGCUGAUCCUGGGGGAGUACAGGUGGCUGUCCUAUGACGAGGUGGACCAGAUCAUCAGCCAUCUAGGUAGUGGACUGGCAGCCCUGGGCCAGCAGCCCAAGAGUACCAUCGCCAUCUUCUGUGAGACACGGGCAGAGUGGAUGAUCAUUGCACAGGCCUGCUUCAGACGCAACUUUCCAUUGGUCACUCUGUAUGCCACCUUGGGGGAGGAAGCGGUGGCCUUUGGGCUUAAUGAGUGUGGGGCCACACACCUGAUCACCAGCGCAGAGCUACUGGAGACUAAACUCAAGAAUGUUUUGCCAGAUAUGCCCAACCUGAAGCACGUUAUAUAUGUGGACAACAAGAGCAUCAGCCGGACGGGCUACCCUGAGGGCAUUCAGAUCUACAGCAUGCAGGCAGUACAGGAGUUGGGAGCCAAACCUGACAACUUGAGUGUAGCUGUGCAGCGCCCCCAGCCCACAGAUCUGGCUGUGGUCAUGUACACCAGCGGCUCCACAGGACGACCCAAAGGAGUCAUGAUCAUCCACAGCAACCUGAUCGCUGGCAUGACGGGCCAGUGUGAGAGGAUCCCAGGACUGGGGCCAAAGGAUACCUACAUUGGCUACCUGCCUCUAGCUCAUGUGCUGGAAAUGACUGCUGAAAUCUCAUGUAUGACGUAUGGCUGCAGGAUUGGCUACUCUUCUCCACAAACACUCUCUGACCAGUCAACAAAAAUCAAGAAGGGCAGUAAAGGAGACUGCUCUGUGUUGAGGCCUACUCUGAUGGCAGCUGUACCGGAAAUAAUGGACCGCAUCUACAAGAAUGUGAUGAACAAGGUGCAGGAGAUGAGCUAUGUGCAGAGGACUCUGUUUAAACUGGGCUACAACUACAAACUGGAACAGAUCAAAAUGGGCUACGAUGCCCCACUCUGCAACAUGCUGCUGUUUAAGAAGGUGAAGGCUCUGCUGGGAGGGAACAUCAGGAUGAUGCUGUCAGGAGGAGCGCCCCUGUCCUCCGCCACCCAGCGCUUCAUGAACAUCUGCUUCUGUUGCCCCGUGGGACAGGGCUAUGGCCUCACAGAGACCUGUGGAGCAGGUACCAUCACAGAGGUUGCAGACUACAGCACUGGGAGAGUAGGAGCCCCCCUCAUCUGCUGUGAGGUGAAACUACGAGACUGGGUUGAGGGUGGAUACACCAGCCAGGACCAACCCCACCCCCGUGGAGAGAUCAUGAUUGGUGGGCCCAACGUUACCAUGGGUUACUAUAAGAGCGAGCACCUGAACAAUGACUUCUGGGUAGAUGAGCAGGGCCAGAGGUGGUUUUGUACCGGGGAUGUGGGGGAGAUCCACUCUGAUGGCUGUCUGCAGAUAGUGGACCGUAAGAAGGACCUGGUCAAACUGCAGGCUGGAGAAUAUGUGUCCCUGGGGAAAGUGGAGUCUGCUCUGAAGAACUGCCCCCUUAUUGACAACAUCUGUGCAUAUGCAAACAGUGACCAGAACUACGUGAUAAGCUUUGUGGUACCGAACCAGAAGCAGCUGACAACUCUGGCCAAUAACAACGGCAUAAGUGUUGCCUGGGAGGAGAUCUGUAACCACCCAGCCAUGGAGAAGGAGGUCCUGAAGGCCAUCAAAGAGGUGGCUGCCUCAAUCAAACUGCAGCGUUUUGAGAUCCCAGUGAAAGUGCGUCUAAGCCCAGAGCCCUGGACCCCUGAGACUGGCCUGGUGACAGAUGCAUUCAAAUUGAAGAGGAAGGAGCUGAAGAAUCACUUUCAGACUGAUAUAGAGAGAAUGUACGGAGGGAAGUAGAGCCACCAUCGGAUCUAACCAAAGAACAGUUUCCUUACAACUUUCACCAGUGAUGUGUGUCUGAAUAAUAAUAAUACUAUUUAUUUGUAUUGUGCUUUCAUAAGAGUUAUCUCUAAGCUCUACAGAAAAAGACCCACUUGAGUAUAAAAAAAACAUUAGGAACACCUUCUUAAUAUUGAGUUGCACCACGUUUUGCCCUCAGAAUAGUCUCAAAUCGUCAGGGCAUGGACUUUACAAGGUGUUGAAAGUGUUCCACAGGGAUGCUGGCCCAUGUUGACUCCAAUGCUUCACACAGUUGUGUCAAAUUGGCUUGAUGUCCUUUGGGUGGUGGACCAUUAUUG